Messenger RNA from Pseudomyrmex gracilis, 4308 nucleotides. RefSeq lists its product as uncharacterized. The transcript is spliced from 7 exons. Lineage: Eukaryota; Metazoa; Arthropoda; Insecta; Hymenoptera; Formicidae. Gene Ontology annotation, molecular function: nucleic acid binding. The record is from RefSeq and is a predicted model, not a curated record. The coding region runs from base 1 to 4308 and encodes 1435 amino acids.
AUGAAUACAAGGCUCAGUGUGAUGAGCACCAUAAAGUGUUUAACAUGGAGCACACUUACCUUGAAGCAACUUGCCCUCGAGGCUCAACGCACCUUUACUGCUCUUAAAAGAGAGAUUGCUCGCUGUAAGGCUCGGCUCACACCGGCUCCACUCGAUCAUGGCUCAACUAGCAUCAGAGUGGACACUAAGUUGCCAGACAUCUCGUUGCCNGAAUUCAAGGGAGAGUACGCUCAAUGGCCUACCUUUAUCGAGCUAUUUCAGAGUCUCAUCUUAGACAACACUCAACUGUCAAACGUUCAGAAAUUACACUAUCUGAGGGGAUGUUUGAAAGGCCAGCCUGCUCAGCUCGUGUCUACUCUGCCGCUCACGGGAUGCUCGCUCGAGCAGUCGUUAAAAAUUUUGACUGUUCGAUAUGAGAACAAGAGGUUAACUGUUCAAGCAUAUUUGGAUCAGCUCAUGGAGUUAACUCCACUCACUCAACGGAGUGCCACUGGCCUGAACAAGCUUAUCAAUACUUACGCCGAUGUCAUCAAAAGACUCGAUACGCUUGGCGUUUCACGUUCGAAUCUUGGUGACGUCUUACUCGUUUACCUAGCAUCUAAGAUCUUGGAUCGCUCAACUAGAGAGGCAUGGGAGACGUCUCUUGGUUCUUCUCAGGAUUACCCAACCUUUUCUCAAUUGGAGGAAUUCUUAACCUCUAGAGCUCGAGCACUAGAACGGAUUGAAACAGUGCAUCCAUCGUCAUCUGCUACAAAGUCUGCUCAGCCUUCUCAUUCAACCCCAACCAAGAAGGCUUCAGCUCAUACCGCGGCGAUGCAGUCAACGGCAACCGCUCUCUCGAAAACGACAUCUUUUGCUCAAGGGUCAACGGCUCAUCCAUGCGACGGGUGCGCAGGAUCGCAUUACAUUGUCGCUUCUUGUCCGCUAGCUCAACAUUUCUCGACACCCAUCAUCGCUUAUAAUACAUGGAAUUGGAGGUUCAAGAACAACUCAAACACUUGGCGCUGUCAAGCUCACCUUGGAAUCUCUGCAUUUACAGGACAAGAUCGAGAUUCAUGCUCAUAUUUUAAGAGCGGUUACAUUGAUCAUCCCAUCGACAGAGAUCCAGAGUACUAUCAGCCACGCUCAGUUGACAUUAUUCUUGGUGCCGAUGUCUAUGGCCAGGUAAUCAAGCCUGACAUUAUCAGGGGUCACUCAGCAAUGCCCAUUGCUCAAUUUUCAAUUUUCGUGUGGUUGAUCCUUGGACCUACCAAUUCAGUUCGCUCAUCAUCCGUGCCCACCCACAAUGUCUCCGUUCAACGAGAGGAUGAAGUAAAGGAGUUGCUCACCAAGUUCUGGGUUCAAGAAGAAUUGCCUCGUGACGAAUCUCCAUUGCUCACACCUGAAGAGAAAGAAUGUGAAGCACAUUUUUGUGCAACUCACUCGAGAGAUUCAUUUGGACGUUACAUAAGAGACUCUGAGUACGGUCAGCUCUACUUAAAAUUCAUGACGGAGUACGAGCAACUGGGGCAUAUGAGACGAGUCCUGGCGGAUGCUUCACCUCCUGAGGUGACCUUAGCACGUGACGUUUCGACAUCAGGAGGGUUGAGGGCUCUGGGAGAACGGUCAUCCGACUGCUCGACAGCACAUUCUCCUUAUUACUUGCCUCAUCAUGGAGUACUAAAGCCAGACAGCUCAUCAACUAAACUCAGGGUUGUAUUCAACGGCUCAAGCUCUACAUCUUCAGGAAAAUCAGUCAAUGACAUCAUGCAUACCGGAGCCAAUCUGCUGCUCAAUAUCGUGGAUGUACUCACGUGGAUUCGUCACCAUCGCCACAUUUUUGCCACAGACAUCGUCAAAAUGUAUAGACAAGUUCGAGUUCACCAUGACNAUUGGGAUCUUCAACGGAUUCUAUGGGUAGACGAUCAGCUCAAUGAAGUCCCCUUCCACCUCACCACAGUCACGUAUGGCACAAGGGCAGCUCCAUUCCUAGCAANUCGAGUCCUUCUUCAGUUAGUUAGCGACGAAGGUCACCAGUUUCCUCUUGCAGUGCCAUCGCUCACUUAUGGUAGAUAUGUGGACGAUAUCUUCGGAGGUGCAAACACAGUCGAACAGCUCAUAUUUACAGCUCUACAAGUAAAAGACUUGUGCAUCGCGGGCGGUUUUCCGCUCUCCAAAUGGCAUGCAACACAAUCGGACUUGCUCACGGCAGUUUCAACGAGUAGCUCAUCAAGCUCCUUAUUAUUAGACGAUUGCACAACCAAACUACUUGGAUUAAAUUGGAUUUCUCAAGAGGAUAGAUUUGUAUUCUGCUCAAAGUUUUCGGACCGUCCAGGCAAGCUCACGAAACGCCUAGUUUUAUCUGAAGUAGCCAAGAUAUUCGAUCCGCUCGGCUUUGUCUCUCCGGUUGUGAUCAGGGCAAAGAUGUUCUUGCAGGAGCUGUGGCUCCACGAACUCAAUUGGGACAAUUCACUCCCAAAACAUCUCAGCGCGAAAUGGCUUCUGAUCAGGAACGAUCUCAAAUUGCUAGCCAGCAUAUCAAUUCCAAGGUGGUUUAACUUAUGGAGCGACUCAAGGGUAGAACUCCACGGAUUCGCAGAUGCUUCUCAGCUCGCCAUGGCAGCAGUCAUUUAUUUGGUGAUUCACUCACCGUCAACAGGCUCUGCGACUUUGUUUGUUUGCUCAAAAACAAAGGUAGCCCCACUUAAACGGCUAACAAUUCCAAGAUUAGAGCUCACAGCGGCGCUACUACUUGCUAAGCUGAUGGCUCAUGUUCACGCCACACUAAAGCUCGACGUAAAAUUGACUCACAUGUGGAUCGACUCGCAAGUAGCACUCAUGUGGAUUAAAUCACCCGCAUCGCGUUGGAGGGAUUACGUUAGAAACAGGGUGAUUCAAAUCCAAGAACUGUCAACAAAUUCCACCUGGUGUCACAUUCCUGGCGCGAUGAAUCCAGCAGAUUGCGGAUCAAGGGGAAUUUUGGCGGACCACUUGAUGAAUCACCCAUUAUUCAUACAAUUGCUCAAGCGCAAUCUCAUGUCACCUCCUUCUACGUGCAUAUCAGCUCAAGAACUCAACCAAGCAAUGCUCUUCUGGAUCAAAUCGACUCAAGCUACAUACUUUGCUCACGAGCUCAAGACACUCAAACAUUUGUCACUUCCCACUGCUCACGCGCUCUCCAGACUAACAGCAUUUCUUGAUGAAAAUGGCGUGAUUAGAGUGGGAAGCCGACUUAAGGAAUUAGCGCUCACUUAUCAAAAUAGGCAUCCAGCAAUACUGCCACGUCAUUGUCAGCUCACCUCUCUUAUCAUCGACGACGCACAUCGCACCACUCUACAUGGUGGUACGCAGCUCACCCUGGCAAAAAUUCGGCAAACCUACUGGAUUAUUGGCAGAAGAGCUCCAGUGAAAUCUCACAUAAUCAACUGUGUCAAAUGUGCACGACAGAGAGGGAUCCGCGCGAAGCAACUGAUGGCUCAGCUCCCGUUGGCGCGAGUCACACCUGCACGUGCGUUUCUACACACAGGUGUAGACUAUGCCGGACCUGUGCAGCUCAAGACACGAGGAUUAGCUCAUGUGCUUUACUCAGACUGUGGUACCACCUUUGUUGGAGCAGAUGCAGAGCUCAAGAAAUUGUUCAUUAAUUACUCAGCGGAACAUAAACUGGCCAGCUCCACCAUCGCUACGGAAGGGACCACGUGGAAGUUCAAUUCCCCGGCAUUACCCCACAUGGGUGGCAAGUGGAAAUCAGUUGUAAAAUCGAUCAAGUUUCAUUUGCGAAGAACAGUUGGUGAAACUCUAUUAACUUUUGAGGAGCUAACAACAUUGUUGAAUCAAAUAGAAGCAGUGCUCCACUCUAGACUCCUGGAGCCUCUCAGCGACGACCCUGAAGAUGUGUCCGCCCUCACCCCUGGACACUUUCUUAUCGGGUCCGCGUUGAAUUCCACCCCAGAACCCUCUUUGCUUGAUAUCUCGACAGCUCGACUUACAAGAUGGCAGCUCAUCCAACAACGACUUCAACAGUUCUGGUCCCAGUGGUCAGCUCAUUACUUACAACGUCAACAAUCUAUCUCAAAGUGGCAUCACCCGUCGAAUAUCAUCAAAGUUGGCUCAUUAGUCCUGCUCACAGACGAAAGAUUGCCUCCCAGCAAGUGGCCACUUGCCAGAGUGCUCGAAUUACACCCAGGGAAGAACGGACUCACACGAGUCGUCACGCUAAAAACUGCCACAACUACACUCACUCGUCCUAUUGUUAAGUUGGCGCUCCUACCAAUUGUCACGGAGAAUCUUCAUCAGCAAUCCCUUGCUGAUGGCGGGCGGAAAUGUUAA